AUGGCGCUUCUGGGACUUCUAGCUCUCGCAGCAUUCUUGGGAGUAGUGGCAAAGAGCGUUUACAAUGCCUUCCUACACCCACUCAGCCGCUACCCCGGUCCGAAGCUCGCCGGUGUGACGAGGGCGUAUUAUCUGUUCUUUGACGUUCGCGGGGUAAGCCACUGGAAGGUCAAAGAGUGGCACGAGAAGUACGGAGAAGUGAUUCGUAUCGCCCCCGGCGAGCUGUCUUACACUUCUGGUCAGGCUUGGCAAACGAUAUAUGGCUUCCCCAAUAAGGAGGGCACAGGUAACUUUGAGAAAGAUGCUCAGUGGUGGAACAAGAAUGUCAACGGCGUCGAGAAUAUUCUCACAGCCGACGAUGCCGGCCACAAGCGUAUGCGCAGGCUCCAGAAUCCUGCCUUUUCGGACAAGGCCCUCAAGGCUCAAGAGUCCGUCAUCACCGGCUAUGUCAAGCUUCUCAUCCAUAAGCUCCACGGGCAGGCGUCCAGUGGGAGCGCAGAGUCCGCGGCUGUCGUGGACAUGAACUCCUGGUACAACUUUACCACCUUUGACAUUAUUGGUGACUUAGCCUUUGGCGAGCCAUUCUAUUGUCUGCGCGAUGCUAAGUGGCACUGGUGGCUGCAUGCUGUCUUUGAUAUCUUCCAGGCUGGGACCUACCUUCGUGCUGCUCGUCGAUUCCCGUCACCGCUGUCUGAGAUGCUUCUGCUUCUCAUUCCCCGCCGCCUCAUCAAGACGAGAGUGGCCCAGUUCCAGUUUGGUGUUGAGCGUGUGAACCGCCGUCUUGAGCAAGAGACUGAUCGUCCCGACUUCAGUAGGCUCACAUCUGCUAACUUCAAUCAAGGCAGGUUGCUAACGGGAUCCAUAGUGUACUACAUCUUGCAAGGGAGCGAUGAUAAGGGCAUGUCAACCGAGGAGAUCUAUGCCGCUGCCCAGGUCCUUAUCGUCGCCGGCAGUGAGACUACAGCGACAGGUCUGACCGCAGCCACCUAUCUCCUCUGCGAGAACCCGCAAACACUGGCCAAACUCACUUCAGAGAUCCGUAACACUUUUGAGAACGAAGACGACAUUACCAUCCAGAGCACAGCUGGACUGAGCUACCUCAACGCUGCCAUCGAAGAGGCCCUUCGACUGGGACCUCCCGGCCCUGGAACAUUUCCUCGCGUGGUCCCUGAUGGCGGAAGAAUGGUCUGUGGACAGUUCGUCCCUGCCGGGUACUCAGUCGGCGUUCACCACCUGGCCAUCAACCGAUCGCCGAUUCACUUCAGUAAGCACGAUGAGUUUCAUCCCGAGAGAUGGCUCGGGGACCAGAAGUUUGAGUCGGACCAGAAGUUAGCAGCCCAGCCAUUCUCAUUCGGGCCAAGGAACUGUAUUGGAAAGAAUCUGGCUUAUGCCGAGAUCCGGACAAUCAUUGCCCGCGUUGUGUGGAACUUUGACAUGAAGUUACACGCUGAUAGUGCAGGCUGGUUAGGGAGGCAAAAGAUGUUUACUACCUGGCACAAGACAGAGAUGAAGGUGUAUCUUUCCGCACGGGCAAAGUCACCAUAA
Molecule: messenger RNA, 1545 nt
Organism: Colletotrichum tamarilloi
Lineage: Eukaryota; Fungi; Ascomycota; Sordariomycetes; Glomerellales; Glomerellaceae
Product: cytochrome P450
Exons: 4
Coding region: 1-1545 (514 amino acids)
Molecular function (GO): oxidoreductase activity, acting on paired donors, with incorporation or reduction of molecular oxygen; heme binding; monooxygenase activity
Source: RefSeq, a predicted model, not a curated record